Messenger RNA from Pogoniulus pusillus (Red-fronted tinkerbird), 438 nucleotides. RefSeq lists its product as uncharacterized. The record is from RefSeq and is a predicted model, not a curated record. The transcript has 4 exons. The coding region runs from base 1 to 438 and encodes 145 amino acids. NCBI's taxonomy places the organism in Eukaryota, Metazoa, Chordata, Aves, Piciformes, Lybiidae.
AUGUGCAUCUUCCCUGCCUCCUUUUUCUCCCAAACACCCAGCCCAGCCCAGCUCAGCCCAGCCCAGCCCAGCUCAGCCCAGCCCCUCAGCCCAGCCCAGCUCAGCCCAGCCCAGCCCAGCUCAGCCCAGCCCAGCUCAGCCCGGCCCAGCCCAGCUCAGCCCAGCCCAGCUCAGCCCGGCCCAGCCCAGCUCAGCCCAGCUCAGCUCAGCCCAGCUCAGCCCAGCUCAGCCCGGCCCAGCCCAUCUCAGCCCAGCCCAGCCCAGCUCAGCCCAGCCCAGCUCAGCCCAGCUCAGCCCAGCCCAGCUCAGCCCAGCUCAGCCCAGCUCAGCCCGGCCCAGCCCAUCUCAGCCCAGCCCAGCCCAGCCCAAGGCCUCUGGGGACUAAACGAUGACAGCAGAGCCACAGAAUGGAUCCCAGCUCCGCCCUGCGAGUGCUGA